This is a messenger RNA of Naumovozyma castellii, 1107 nucleotides long. RefSeq names its product Rtt103p (gene RTT103). Lineage: Eukaryota; Fungi; Ascomycota; Saccharomycetes; Saccharomycetales; Saccharomycetaceae. The transcript has a single exon. The record is from RefSeq and is a predicted model, not a curated record. Bases 1 to 1107 code for a protein of 368 amino acids.
AUGUCAUUCUCAUCAGAUCAGUUCAUUGGAAAGUUAUCUUCUCUGGAGGAUACACAAGAGUCAAUUGCAAGUGCUGCCAAAUGGUUAAUGUCACAGUAUAGAGAAUCGGCUCAAGUGGCCGAGUGUUGGAAGAAUUAUAUGUUAAAAUCUAGUACAAAUACAAGAAGGAAACUACUGGGCUUAUACCUGGCAAAUCAUGUUGUUCAACAAGCUAAGAGCCAACAGAUUGGACAAUUCCAAGACUCUUUUGGGUCCGUAAUGAGCUCUGUUAUCGGAGGUAUCUAUAGUGAACUUCCAGGUGAUUUGAAAAAGAAAGUAAAGAGAGUAUGUGAUAUUUGGAGAGAAAGACAUAUUUUUGCUCCAGAAGUUCUAACCAACAUUCAAAAAAAAUUAGAUGAUAAUGCUACGUCACUGCCUGAAACUAUACCACCAAUAUUUAAAGACUUGAUGAAAGAUUAUAUUAAAUUAGACAAAAAUAAGCGUCAUAUAGGUGUAUCAAAAAAUAGAUUUGACAAUGCCAUCCAAGAAUUGAAUCCUACUAGUGCCGUAUACUUAGAGAAUUAUAAUACUGUUUCCAAAAUUGGAAACAUGGUAACUGAUAGCAUCUUAACUACUAUACAUUUGAGAGAGGAUAUGAUACAUAAGCUCCAAAAUAUAGUGGAGCAACAGAAAAAAUUUCUAGAAGAAGAUAGAACGAUAUUAACUGAGGUCGAAUUUUCACUACUUUCUAAAAAUCCAGAGAAAAUCAAUCAGGCCAGUGCAGAUGACGAUCUUUUACCAACCUAUGAAAAAGAAGAAGAUGAUGACGAUGACGACGAUAUCGAUUCGAGUUGUGACGAUAGUGACUCCAUAGGCAGUAAUAGCAAAUUAAAAUCUUUAAAAAGGAGAAGCAUGGAUAGUAUGUCUCCAGGAUUAGAAGAGGAAGAGUCAAAGAAACGAAGGUCAGAUAUAUCUGACCAGGAUAAAAAUAACGAAGACGCUACUAAAACAGAAGAAACAGAGGGGACAAUUACUGACAAUGUUGGCCAUCAAAACACUUAUCAAGUUGAAGAAAAUGCUGGAAUUACGUCUAAUAUUCAAGACCUUUUAAGUAAAUUAGCCAAUUAA